AUGGCAACUGAGUAUUGGAAUCUUCUCCCUGCAGACGCCAGGCGGUCCAUGAACAAGGUUGUGUUUGUGGUUUUCACCCCCUCACUGGUGUUUGCAAGUGUGGCCAAGACUAUUACAUUUGAAGACAUUAUUUCAAUGUGGUUUAUGAUCGUAAACGUGGGGCUUACAUUUUUAUUUGGAGGGAUUCUUGGAUGGAUUUUGGUAAAGAUAGUCAGACCAAAACCUUAUCAGGAAGGCCUGGUAAUGGCUGCAUGUUCAUCAGAGGAUGGGAACCCAUUUGGCGAUCAUAGUGUUUGUAAAAGGGUUGGACUCUCAUAUGUGUCUUUUUCCAUGGCGGCUUGGGGUUUCUUCAUCUGGACUUACAGUUACCAGCUGAUACGAACUUCAGCGAUGAAAUGGAAAGCGCUUCAAGCAAUUGAGGCAGCUGAGGAGGCCUCAAAGAAUCCCAACAGUGAUUUAGACGCUGAGGGGAAACUCCCCUUCUCAAGGGAGAAGAUGAAGAGCAGGAUAGUAGCCGAUGAAUCAGACGUACCAUUCAGCCGAAAAGUAGUAGCAUUUGUUAAGCAGCUUUUACAUGAGUUACUGGCACCACCAACAGUAGCUGCGAUUGUGGGAUUUUUUAUUGGGUCAAUUCCAUUUCUUAAGAAGCUAAUAAUUGGUGACAGCGCCCCCCUGCGGGUGAUCGAAGACUCUAUUACACAACUUGGGAAUGGAACCAUCCCUUGUAUCACACUUAUUCUUGGAGGCAACCUCAUCCAAGGUUUACGCAAAUCGACGAUCAAAAUUCCUAUCAUCAUUGGAGUGAUCAUUGUUAGAUACGUAGUAAUGCCCGUGAUUGGUAUCGGGAUUGUAAUAGGAGCAAGCAAGGUUGGGUUUCUCCCAUCAGACCCUCUGUUCCAUUUUGUGCUGAUGGUUCAGUUUACCCUGCCACCUGCGAUGAAUAUUGGAACCAUGACCCAGCUGUUUGAUGUGGCUGAGGCAGAGUGCUCAGUGAUCUUCCUGUGGACAUACUUGGUUGCAGCCUUGGCACUUACUAUUUGGUCAACAGUCUAUAUGUGGCUCUUGUCUUGA
Prunus armeniaca (apricot) is the source of this 1071-nucleotide messenger RNA. Lineage: Eukaryota; Viridiplantae; Streptophyta; Magnoliopsida; Rosales; Rosaceae. The record is from the annotation of a GenBank genome assembly.